This is a messenger RNA of Zingiber officinale, 3019 nucleotides long. Its product is annotated as peptidyl-prolyl cis-trans isomerase CYP71-like. The transcript has 12 exons. The coding region runs from base 111 to 1790 and encodes 559 amino acids. Gene Ontology annotation, molecular function: peptidyl-prolyl cis-trans isomerase activity; protein binding. NCBI's taxonomy places the organism in Eukaryota, Viridiplantae, Streptophyta, Magnoliopsida, Zingiberales, Zingiberaceae. Gene Ontology annotation, biological process: protein peptidyl-prolyl isomerization; protein folding. The record is from RefSeq and is a predicted model, not a curated record.
UGGCUUGGAACCAAAACCCCACAGGCCUUUGGAACCCUAGUUGAGGUUCUGCUUCUUCAAGUCUCGCCCACCAAGCCAUUGCGCUACUCUCGUUCGUGAGAUUUCGAAAAAUGGACGAAGGACAAAGGAAGCCGGCGGCGGAUACAGCACUACCGACGCCACCGACGGACGAUGGAGACGAGGAAGCGAUCGUAGGGCCUGGUCCCGCCCCGCGCUCUCGCCCCAAGCGGCCUCUCCACUUUGAGCAAACCUUUCUCGACUCACUUCCCAGCGCCCACAUGUAUGAGAAGAGUUAUAUGCACAGGGACGUGGUCACUCAUGUGGCCGUCUCAUCUGCCGACUUCUUCAUCACUGGAAGCAGUGAUGGGCACUUAAAGUUCUGGAAGAAAAAACCGGUGGGAAUUGAGUUUGCUAAACAUUUCAGAUCUCACCAAGGUCCAAUAGAAGGCUUGGCUGUUAGUGUUGAUGGCUUACUCUGUUGUACAAUAUCCAAUGAUCCAUUCAUAAAGAUUUAUGAUGUUGUUAACUAUGAUAUGAUGUUUAUGAUGCGCCUCCCAUAUGUGCCUGGUGCAGUCGAAUGGGUAUAUCGGCAGGGUGAUGUGAAGGCCAAGCUGGCAAUUAGUGAUCAUAAUUCUGCUUUUGUUGGAAUAUAUGAUGUGCGUGAAGGUUCAAAUGAACCUAUCAUCUCAAAAGAGAUUCAUAUGGGACCCAUAAAAGUUAUGAAGUACAAUCAUGUGAAUGAUAUUGUCAUAUCAAGCGACGCUAAAGGGAUUAUUGAAUACUGGUGUUCUGAUAAGCUUCAAUUUCCUGAAAUUGGUGUAAGUUUUAAGUUUAAAACUGACACAAAUCUGUUUGAGAUUGCAAAGUGCAAGACAACAGUUUCUGCCAUCGAGGUAAGCCGAGAUGGCAGUCAGUUUUCCGUAACAUCUCCAGAUCGCAGGAUUCGUGUAUUCUGGUUCAAAACUGGUAAACUAAGGCGUGUGUAUGAUGAAUCUCUCGAGGUGGCACAAGAUCUACAGCGGAGUGAUGCUCCUUUGUAUCGCCUUGAGGCUAUUGAUUUUGGGCGAAGAAUGGCCGUUGAGAAGGAAAUAGAGAAGACCGAAAAUGUUCCACAGCCAAAUGCAAUUUUUGAUGAGAGCUGUAACUUUAUUAUUUAUGCAACUCUUCUUGGCAUAAAAAUUGUUAAUUUACAUACAAAUAAAGUCGCACGGAUACUUGGAAAAGUGGAGAACAAUGAUAGAUUUUUAAGAAUUGCUAUAUAUCAAGGUGACAAGAGUAGUAAGAAGGUAAGAAAGAUUCCUGCAACAGUGGCAAAUGUCAACGAGAGUAAAGAGCCCUUGACAGAUCCUACACUUCUUUGCUGUGCUUUUAAGAAACAUAGAAUUUACUUGUUCAGCCGAAGGGAACCUGAAGAACCUGAAGACGCUACAAAGGGAAGAGACGUGUUUAAUGAGAAGCCCCCACCUGAAGAACUUUUGGCAGUAUCUGAGUUAGGAAAAGCAGUCACAACAUCCCUUCCAGAUAAUGUGGUGCUACACACAUCGCUGGGUGACGUUCACUUGAGAUUAUAUCCAGAAGAGUGCCCAAAGACUGUGGAAAACUUCACAACACAUUGUCGAAAUGGUUAUUAUGAUAAUCUCAUCUUCCACCGUGUAAUUAAAGGAUUUAUGAUACAAACAGGAGAUCCAUUGGGUGAUGGCACUGGUGGACAAUCUAUAUGGGGAAGGGAAUUUGAGGAUGAGUUUCACAAAAGGGGCCCUACUAUCAAGAACACCAUACGAGGAACUUAGAGGAGGAUGCCAUUCUUUAGUAAACGCAGAGGCUGAAAUAAGCAAAUUCAACAUCAGAAAUUGAAAUCCAAGCAAAUUCUUGAAGAUUCGUGGAAACACAAAAAGUUAAUUUUCAAUGAUUAUUCUAGAUCCAGAAAAAACAGAACACUCAGUAGAGAAUGAGACCUCAAAAUCCAAGAGACUCUCACUGAGCUGUAAUCUGUAGAGACAAGAAUCAAAACAGGAAAUCCGAACAGAAAUAGGCAAAUCUGAAAUUCAAUCCAGGAAGCUGCUGCAGGAUUGAAUCUUAGAAAAUCUGCACUGGUGCCAUAAGCAAAUUUGGAAAAUCUCCAGCAAAAACCUAAUCUGGAUUAGAGAAAUGUGAAAUAAUUUCACUGCAAGAAUAAAUCUUCUACUGGAACACUAGGAGAGAACAUGCAGAAAUAAAUUUGUUGUUAAGAAGGUCAUGGAAAGGCACCGGAUUUUUGUUGUUAAGAAGAAGGCCAAGGAAAGGCACUGGAUUUGAUCAGUGGAAGAUGAGAUCUGAUUAUUCACUGGAAGGAACAAUCUACUGCAUGGAAACAAAUCUGCUAUUAAGAACAAACUGCAGCAGAUAUGUUCUUUGAGUAACUUCAAGCACAUGCCCAUUUGGUGACCUACUCCACUUUUGAACUAUUUUAGAAAAAUUAGAAUUCACAGCAUCCAUAUGGUUUAUCCCUUAUCGAAGGGAUCAUAAUCCCAAAGCACGUAAUAUAAGAAGUAAACUACACAUGGUCCUAAGAAAGCUGGGUAUAUGACUUCUUUAGAAAAUCAGGAGUCAUGGACAUCAAUGGUUUGGAAGAGCUAUGUACAACUAAGCAUGCAUUCACAGUAUAAUUGUUAGCGAACUGGAGGCUCCCCACCAUAGACAGGAUUGGACUUUAUGGAAGACGAGGUGCACAUUCUGUAGAGCAGCAAGGAGGCACAAGAACAUCUAUUCUUUAGAUGCCGGCCUAUUGCUGAGCUAUGGAGGAGGAUCAUGAUGUGGCUGCACAUGCACCAAUAUAUGUCCACUUACCAGAGGAUGCCCAGGGUUUUCAAGCAGCACUACGAGGGACCAUGUAUGGAUGGUAAGGAACUGAAGCAUGUUUGAGGAGGUGAAGAUUGAUGUAGAGGGGAUUUUUAGAAAAGUGCAAGUACAUGUAUACAGGACCUUGGAUGUCUAACUCGGACAUGAGUUGGCAUGCAUGGCCAACAUUGUACAUUUUGAC